This is a messenger RNA of Cynara cardunculus var. scolymus (artichoke), 1561 nucleotides long. Its product is annotated as E3 ubiquitin-protein ligase CIP8-like. NCBI's taxonomy places the organism in Eukaryota, Viridiplantae, Streptophyta, Magnoliopsida, Asterales, Asteraceae. Bases 108 to 1415 code for a protein of 435 amino acids. Gene Ontology annotation, cellular component: cytoplasm. The transcript has a single exon. Gene Ontology annotation, molecular function: ubiquitin protein ligase activity. Gene Ontology annotation, biological process: protein ubiquitination. The record is from RefSeq and is a predicted model, not a curated record.
UGGAACCAUUUGUCAAAGAGCGUGUGCGAAGGAGCAACGAAGUCUUCCUCAUCAUUUUCGUCCAAAAUCCUCUUCAUCUCCUUCCAUCUUUUGAUCCAGCUCUGUUAAUGGCAGACAUGUCGAAUAUCCAAGCUUUAUCUCUACAACCCAAUACGCCACAACACCAGGUACUCGAAGAAGAAGAAGAAGAUGAAACAAUUUCGUCAUCUCAACAAACCCUAGAUAAUUCCAUAACUAACUGUUCUAGUUUGGUUGAAGAAGAAGAAGAAGAAGACGACGACGAUGAUCUUGUGAACGUCGACGAAGGGGAUGUUCUUCCUUACACCUUCAAUUUCGAUCCGUUUUCACCUCUAAAUUCAUCGUUUUUCGUCCCUUCUCAUCAUCAUCAUCACAAUCCGCAGGUAAACUCGAAUUCGUGUUCUUGUUGUUCAUGUGAAUCUGGAUCUGAAUCAGAAUCAGAAUCCGAUUGUCCGGAUUCAACUGUUUACCCUGAUUGUUUAUACGGUCAUGAAGAAGAAUACGACCAAAUGGAUUUCAUUACCGAUUUGUUCGACUCUCGUGGAGAAAUCGAACAUGUUUCCGGAACCGAUGAAGGAAUUAGCGUUUCUGAAGCGAUUAACGAUCAUGAUGAUGAUUUUGUUUCGAGUAAUAUCGAGGAGCUAGGGUUAGGGUUUGAAGGUGGUGGUCUAAGAGUUGUAGGAAUCGAAUCUGAAUCCGACUCUGGUACAGACGAACCAGGUCAAGUUAAUGAUCAAAACGAUGAAAGAAUUCAAAUCACUGAUAUGAAUCAUGAACAUUUCUGGGAUUGUCCCACUUUCGAUACUGCUAGGGUUGAUGAUAGAGAUGGGUUGAGUUCAGUGAUCGAUAGGAUCGAAGAUAUAUCGGUUUCAUCUGACAUUUCAUCAGAAGGAGACUCUGCAGUUGGGGUUUUGGAAUGGGAGAUUCUUUUGGCUGUUAACAACUUAGAAAGAGAUCUUGAAUUCGAAACUAAUGGAGACGAAGGGUUUGUAUACACAGCUGAAUUCGAUACUUUAAUCGGUCAAUUUGUGGAAACCGUUAGAGCUUUAAGAGGUAGCCCACCGGCUGCUAAAUCCAUAAUCGAUAAUCUUCCAUCGGUCGUAUUGAAAACGAACAAUUCGAAAGACGGUGAUCAUGAUCCUGUUCAUAAUCAAGAUCAUGAUCAUGUAAUCUGUGCAGUUUGUAAAGAUGAGAUUUCGAUGGAGGAGAAAGUGACACAGCUUCCAUGCCGACACCAUUACCAUGGUGACUGCAUCGUGCCAUGGUUGAGUAUUCGUAACACGUGUCCUGUUUGUCGGUUUGAGUUGCCGACGGAUGAUGUUGAUUACGAGAGAAGCAAGAACAGGGUGAACGACAACGAGUUGGUAGUCGGGUAUGGUUCUGAACUUUCACCUUGACAUUAUAAUACUUCAUAUGAUAUCUGUAAAUAGUUUGAUGUUAAGUUUGUUGCAUUCUUUUUUUAAGGUUGUGGAAUGUGGAGUUUCCUUUUUCAACAUUGUGUUAAAUGUUUAUGUUGUUAAUGAAAAUAAACCAAAGUUCCUGC